This is a messenger RNA of Verruconis gallopava, 798 nucleotides long. RefSeq lists its product as uncharacterized. The record is from RefSeq and is a predicted model, not a curated record. The transcript has a single exon. NCBI's taxonomy places the organism in Eukaryota, Fungi, Ascomycota, Dothideomycetes, Venturiales, Sympoventuriaceae. The coding region runs from base 1 to 798 and encodes 265 amino acids.
AUGCUUCAUUAUCUGGUCUCAGGGACUCCAUGGCUCGUUGUGCAACUAAUGGCCCAAGGAGGUUGGAUGUGCAUGGUCACUGGCUUUGGGCUAACACUGUAUUCGCGCUUAAACCUAAUUCUCGAGACUCGGAGAUGGAUACUGUACAUCAUCAUUUUCAAUACCACCAUCAUGGAACCAUUCAUGGCGGCUCUUUCCAUAGGAAUGGCAGCAUUGUCGGCGAAAAAAGAUUUGGCCGGGAAAGCUCGUUGGAAUGAUGUUUUUCAUCCAAUGGAGCGAAUCACCAUCCUCUCUCUUUUUGCUCAAGAAACUUUGAUCUCGUUCAUAUACAUAUGGUCUACGUAUCAGUAUCUCAAAGCCCGAUUCGGACUCGAGAAUCCCAGAACCACGACUCGAACCAUGAUUCUCCUCUUCCUCGUUCAGAUUGUUGUGUUGGUCUUGGAUAUCGCUAUCAUAGUCAUCGAUUUUCUCGGCUACAAUACCUUGAAGUUGUUCCUGAACUCCUGGGUGUACGCAUUCAAACUGGAGCUCGAAUUCAUCGUGCUGAAUCAGCUUGUUGAAAUUUCAAAGCUGGGAGUCCCAGGUAUCAAGUCUGCAUCGAAAGCCAUCAAAGACUUUUGUGUAAGAGAUGCGACAGAAAAAGAGGAAAUACCACAUUUCGUUACCGUCUUUAACGUGGAUAGUAUUUCAGCGUUAAAGCACCCAAACGCUGACCUGGAGACUGUGGAAGUUUUUAAGGCUCACCAAAACAGCUGUAAGGACUGUAGCGAAACUGAGUUGUCGAAACUUUCUCAUUGA